AUGACCUGGCUCUGCUUAUCCAGGCCCCAAACCCUGGUAAACCCAAUCCUAGUUCCUCCCAGGGACCUGGAUGCUGGAGAGGAGUCAGGCAGUCCAAUGGGUCCAAGUGUGUCCUUCUGGGGCCCUAGCCAGGCCAAGCUCCUGGACAAUGCCCUAGGGCUAGCGGCACUGGGGCUGACAGUUGGAGCAGUCCUUUUCACACCUAGACCAGCUCUGCUGCUGCUGCUGCUAUUGGUCAAUUUCCUUGCCUUCGACCUGCUCCAUGGGCCCACAGCUCCCACCUUGCUGCAGCAUAGACUUCUUGCAGGGGGCCAGAGCCAGGGGGCCGGCGAAGGUCCAGGACAGCAAGGGCCACUACUUCUUCAGUCAGUGGCAGUCACAAGACAAGUCAGCCUCCAAGAUGUUCUGUUCCUGCUGCUCUCAAGCCUGGGUCUGCUCCUCGGGGCCCACGGCGUACCCUUGGCCCUGCUUGGCCUGGCUUUCUGCCUCCACCCUUGGGUCUGA
Messenger RNA from Chrysochloris asiatica (Cape golden mole), 504 nucleotides. It is a transcript of the gene CUNH20orf141, whose product is annotated as chromosome unknown open reading frame, human C20orf141. The record is from RefSeq and is a predicted model, not a curated record. The transcript is spliced from 2 exons. Lineage: Eukaryota; Metazoa; Chordata; Mammalia; Afrosoricida; Chrysochloridae. The coding region runs from base 1 to 504 and encodes 167 amino acids.